UCUGUUUCGGACAGAGCCGAGUCUUCUGCACUCUGUCCACUGCAGUGCGCAUAACAAAUGCUUCCUGUUCUUUAGAAUUCCUAAAUAUUUGCUGUCUAAAGAUGAUUCCGCAAAGAUGGGUCUUGAUGGCUGGACUGCUCGUCGUGGCCUUGGCGGCGCUGGCACAAGGUUUGAGCCGAAGCGAGCUUUUCCCUUACGGGGAGCAGUUUGGGGAUGCCAGUUUGGAUCGUGGAGACGAGAGCACGGCACAACUGUUCUUGAAGAAGCCGCUACACUUCUAUGACGGGACAUUCAGCAGCGUGUAUGUUGUCACCAAUGGCAUUAUUUCCACAAGUCCACUAACAGACAAAAAUGAUUACAUCAAUGUUUUUCCCACAAGUUUUGGGUCAGUUGCUCCAUUUUUAGCUGAUUUGGAUAUUUCAGAUGGAAUUGGAAAAGUGUAUUUUCGAGAAGAUUCCAGCCCAGAAUCAGUCCAGCAAGCAGCUGAACAUAUUAACCGAGGCUUCCCUGAAGAUGAAUUAUUCUACCCAAAAAGCACUGUAAUUGUCACAUGGGAAAAUGUGGCUGCCCACCAAGACCCUGAAAAUGAAAACCCUGUAAAUAAAAAGAGAAACACAUUCCAGGCAGUGCUAGCCUCAAGUGACAGCGCUUCCUUUGCCAUUUUUCUGUACCCAGAAGAUGGGAUCCAGUUUUUGGAAAGUAAACCACAAAGUAUACACAACAGUAAUAAUUUUGCUAAAGCGGGCUUUAGUAAAGGAGAGGUCCAGUAUUUUCUGUUUUCAAGGAAUGGGCCUUUCUAUGAGAUCACCUCAAAUAGCGAAGAAUCUGUGAAGGAACUUUGCAGGUUAACCAAUUCUGGAAGGCAAGGAGUAUGGGUUUAUGAAAUUGGGUCCUCUCCUUUUUUUACUGAUAUUGCUCCUGGUGAAGUAUCAGUGUUCCUUAAAGAGAUUAAUAACAUUCCUACUAAAGGAACACUGACUGGGGACCAUCAAAGAAAUGAUGUUGAGGUCACAGAAAUUCCCAAUAGGACAGAGGACAGUGAGGAGACAGUGCCAAAAGAAGACUAUAUUGAGACACACAAUAAAAGACAAGGCCCUGAAUAUGUCCAGCCACUGCUGUAUGAAAUUUCACAAGAUGUGCCUUCGGAUAAACAGUCAAUUGUAGAGUCAAAUCCCCCAGUGGAUGAACUCCCAGUGCAUUCUGUCCAGUUUCAGACUAAUCAGCGUCAGUCAUAUCCACCCCUGUACCCUGAGGUAGUAAUUGUUGAAGACGAUAUUGAAGUCAAUGGCAAUGUUUUUCCCUAUAAUAUAGGUCCUCAGGAGACAUGUGCUAACAGUCAGCAGACAUGCUCAGUUUUUGCAGAUUGCAGAGAUUACUCAACAGGUUACUGCUGUUACUGCCGUCCUGGCUUUUACGGUAAUGGAAAACAGUGCAUAGCAGAAGGCAAACCCCAGCGAGUGAAUGGCAAGGUGAAUGGUGCAGUUUAUGUUGGGAACAGCCCCAAUCCAGUACGGUUCUCUAACAAUGAUCUCCAUUCCUAUGUGGUUGCAAAUGAUGGUAGGGCUUAUGUUGCUAUAAGUGCCAUUCCACAAGAGCUGGGACCUUCUCUUAUGCCACUUUCAUCAAUUGGGGGCAUUAUCGGUUGGACCUUUGCAUUGGAGCAACCAGGAUAUGAAAACGGAUUCAGCAGUAUAGGGGGUGAAUUUACACGCACAGCUGAAGUCACAUUCUUUCCGGGGAAUGAGAAGCUCACAAUCAAGCAGGAGUUCAAAGGAAUUGAUGAGCAUGACCAUCUUGUGUUAAGCACUGAGCUAGAUGGACGUCUGCCUGAUGUCCCAGUUGGUGCUACAGUCCAAAUUGAACCAUAUACUGAGAUUUAUUACUAUGGAAGUUCAGUAAUCACUUCUUCAUCCAACCGUGACUACACUGUGACCAUAGAGGAUACUGAUGUCCAAAAACUCUCCUACCAAUGGAAGCAGAAAAUUACAUUCCAGAGCUGUCGACAUGAUGAGGCUACCAGAUCCAUGCCUGCAACCCAGCAGCUCAAUGUAGACACCAUUUUCGUCCUCUAUGAUGCCUCCAAUCAAAUCAUUCGAUAUGCAAUGAGCAACAAAAUUGGCACCAUCAGCAGUGAUGAUGAUGAUGAUCAAAAUCCUUGUUACACUGGAACACAUAACUGCGACACCAAUGCAGCCUGUCGGCCAGGUCUGGUAAAGCAGUUCACCUGUGAAUGUGCUGCUGGAUUUCGGGGCAACGGAUACACUUGCUAUGAUGUUGAUGAAUGCCAGGAUAGUCCUAAUAUAUGUGGCAAUAAUGCUGUCUGCAAUAAUCUGCCAGGCACCUUCCGCUGUGAAUGUCUUUCAGGAUAUCAGUUUGCUCCAGAUGGGCACACUUGCAUAGAUAUUGAUGAAUGCCAGCCAAACAGAUGUCACAAUCAUGCCACCUGCUACAACACACCAGGUUCUUUCUCAUGUCAAUGCAAGCCUGGAUACCGAGGGAAUGGAUUCCAGUGUAUACCUCAAGAACAAGAGAAGACUCCAUGUCAGUUGCACAGAGACAGAAUUCUUGGCGUUGCUUCUCCAAGAGGUCCUCGACCUGUUCCUGGCCAAUAUAUCCCAGUCUGUGAUGAUCAGGGUAAUUACCGUCCAUUACAGUGUCAUGGCAGCACAGGCCAGUGUUGGUGUGUUGAUCGUAAUGGACAAGAGAUUUCAGGAACAAGGACACAGCCAGGGAUCAGGCCUCCAUGUAUCGAUCCUGGUGUCCCCCCAACUCCUGUUGGACCCACUCCAAGGCCAGGUGUCCAUCCUUUACCACCUGGUACUCACUUACUCUUUGCACAGAGUGGAAAAAUUGACUAUGUACCACUGGAGGGACACAAUAUGAAAAAGAAUGAUGCCAAAACUGUUUUGCACCUUCCUGACAAAGUGGUCAUAGCGGUGGCUUAUGACUGUGUUGAUAAAAUGGUGUAUUGGACAGAUAUUACUGGACCAUCAAUCAGCAGAGCUCUUCUGUCAGGUGGAGAGCCCAUUUCAGUAAUCCAAACAGACAUAGAAAGUCCUGAGGGAAUUGCUGUGGAUUACUUGGGUCGCAACCUGUUCUGGACAGACUCCAUGCUGGACAAGAUUGAGGUAUCAAAGCUUGAUGGCAGCCAGAGGCGGGUCCUUUUUGAUACAGAUCUAGUGAAUCCCAGAGCAAUUGUGACUGAUCCUGUAAAAGGACAUAUUUACUGGACUGAUUGGAACAGAGAAGCUCCUAAGAUUGAAACUGCCUACAUGGAUGGCACAAACAGAAGGAUAAUAGUGAAGACUGAUCUCGCCUUGCCCAAUGGCUUAACAUAUGAUCCUUAUUCACUACUUCUGUGCUGGGUUGAUGCAGGCACUCAACGAGUAGAAUGCAUGAACCCUAAUCAAACAGGCCGUAGAAAAGUCCUUGAAGGAAUCCAGUACCCCUUUGGAAUUACGUCCUACGGGAAAAAUUUGUACUACACAGAUUGGAGGAGGGAUGCUGUCAUCUCAGUAGAGCGUACAGUGGGAAAAGAACUUGAUGCAUUUUUGCCUCAGAAGCGGUCCAGGCUCUAUGGCAUAACUACUGCAUAUUCACAAUGCCCUCCUGGCCAGAACUAUUGCACUGUGAACAAUGGUGGCUGUACACACCUGUGUCUGGCAACCCCUGCUGGUCGAACUUGUCGUUGUCCUGACACUGUCACUGGAGUGGGCUGUUUGGAGAGAGACAGUCGAUAUUAACUUAAGAAAGCAGACCCAUAUCUACCUUCAGGGAUCAUUCCAGUGUCUGCUGUGCGCUCCUUACCCAUUGCCUGGUGCUAUCACUUUCUUAGAUAUAGUCAUUAUAUAUGUCACUGAGCACUGGUAAUCAAAAUGUUUAAAUAUUUUAUAUUUACCACAACUCCAAUUUUUCUAGAAUUGUUUUAGAACAGAUGUCUUUUUUAUUAAAUGUAAAUACAAAGACAAAUAUUUGAAUAAAGUAUUCCCUGUGGUGCAUUAUUAUAGCUGUAUAGCUCCACACUGUGUCAAAAUUCUAGGUACAUUACAUUAUAACUGUGAAAAUGUUUUUGUGAACAAAGCAGUACAGGAAAUUGUCAAGUGAGUCAGAGGGUGAACUGCUCCCAGGUGCUUCUGAGCAGCUGCUAGUCUUGUUUUACAAUCUUUCCUGUUUAUAAAUCUGUUAUAAUAAAGUACCAUUCCAAUAUCAACAGUUCAGUAUAGUCUAUUUGGAAAUGUUUACAUUCUGUACAGCUAUCAAUAAAACAGAUUUUUUUUUU
Molecule: messenger RNA, 4279 nt
Organism: Erpetoichthys calabaricus (reedfish)
Lineage: Eukaryota; Metazoa; Chordata; Cladistia; Polypteriformes; Polypteridae
Gene: nid1a
Product: nidogen 1a
Exons: 19
Coding region: 102-3743 (1213 amino acids)
Biological process (GO): cell-matrix adhesion
Molecular function (GO): calcium ion binding
Source: RefSeq, a predicted model, not a curated record